Molecule: messenger RNA, 3048 nt
Organism: Capronia coronata CBS 617.96
Lineage: Eukaryota; Fungi; Ascomycota; Eurotiomycetes; Chaetothyriales; Herpotrichiellaceae
Product: phosphatidylinositol glycan, class O
Exons: 2
Coding region: 1-3048 (1015 amino acids)
Biological process (GO): GPI anchor biosynthetic process
Cellular component (GO): endoplasmic reticulum membrane
Molecular function (GO): mannose-ethanolamine phosphotransferase activity
Source: RefSeq, a predicted model, not a curated record
AUGAACCCACAAGCUGGCAUCGCUGAAGAUGGGCAACGGCCAGUCGUGAAAUCCACGGCUAUCACGGAAGAACGCAAUCACCGCAACCUCAUCAGCUUCAAGGUGACCCAUAUUCUUCUUACUGCUCUCUUCCUCUGGUUGACGACCGUCCAUGUCAUUGGCAUCCUCUUUUUCGCCAAAGGGUUUCUCCUUACUCGACUUGUGUUGGACAAUAGGUCGGAAUGUGGUGUGCUUCCAGAUGGGGAGCUCUCCCAAGUGUCGGACGGAUGCUGGCAUCCCAAGACUUUCGACCGAGCUGUGGUUUUAAUAAUUGAUGCUUUACGAUACGACUUUACCAUUCCUUCUCAUCGUGGCUUGAAGGAGCCGCAACAAAAGUACUACCUCGACAACCUUCCUCUACUACACGAGCUUGCCGUCUCGCGCCCGGCCCACGCGGUGCUGCUCCCGUUUAUUGCCGACCCGCCCACCAGUACGUUGCAACGAUUAAAAGGGUUGACAACCGGCACCCUCCCUACCUUCAUCGACAUUGGUUCAAAUUUUGCGGGUACGGCUAUUGAAGAAGACAACAUUGUGUCCCAAUUGAAAGAUGCUGGGAAAACGAUUGUACAUCUUGGGGACGAUACAUGGCAUUCGCUAUUUCCUGGCUAUUUCGACCCCAACAUGACACGGCCAUACGACUCUUUCAACGUCUGGGACUUGCACACGGUCGACAAUGGAGUCAUCGAACAUAUCAUGCCAUUACUUGACCAAUCUGCCGCACAAUGGGACGUGAUCUUUGGACAUUUCCUCGGGGUUGAUCACGCGGGUCAUCGGUAUGGGCCAGAUCACCCGGCUAUGGCAGAAAAGUUACGACAAAUAAAUGAUGUUUUGCAACAAAUAAUUGAAAAGAUUGAUGACGAUACGCUCCUUGUUGUGAUGGGUGACCACGGAAUGGACACCAAGGGUGACCAUGGUGGCGAGUCGGAUGAGGAGGUUGAAGCCGCUCUGUGGAUGUACUCCAAAAAGCCCACCUUUGGCCGGACAGAAACGAGCGCCUUGAUGCCUCCUGCAACUGCGAAAGAACGUCCUGUUGGUCAAAUAGACCUGGUAUCAACCCUGUCAAUCCUGCUGGGACUACCGAUACCUUUCAACAAUCUCGGCAAACCGAUUGCGGAAGCUUUCACAGGUCCGAAAAACACUGACUGGAAGAAUCUCGUGAAGGUUGAACAUCUUGCACAAAGUCAGAUUGCAAGGUAUCAGAAGCAGUAUUCUCGCUCUCGGGAUCUCGGCCUCGAUGAUGAUGCAUAUAGCGGCCAGCGCAUAUAUCUUGCCCGUUCGGCUGAGUUCGCAGCGGAAGGGAGAUGGAAGGACGCUCACUAUGCGUACGUUGAAUGGCAUAAAGAAGUUAUAUCCAUGUACCGAAGAUUGUGGGCCAACUUCAACAUGGGCGACAUGCUUGUUGGAAUCACAAUCUCAGCCCUUGCGCUUGGAUUAUUACUCGUCUUCUCUCGCUUCUCGACGGCGGACAAAGCCAGCUCCGCACCGAGUCUUCUGAGGAGCGCGGUCAUCGGGACAGCUGUGGGAGCAGCCAUCGGCCCAGGACUUGGACUUGUUGCACCAUCUCUCUUUUCUGUCAUGACGGGAUGUAUCGUCAGCUCCAGCAUUUGCGGGAUCAUGGCCGCCAUGUACUGGACUAUCCGCAACCGAACCGGCGCACGGUCAUAUCUUCCUUCCUUCUGGGGGUGGAUGGCGUUGUCAUUUUGCUUGACGCAGUCGGCAGGCUUUGCGUCCAACUCAUACACUAUCCACGAAGACACGAUUCUUCUAUUUUUCCUGGUCACUUUCGGCAUCAUCUCGUUGAUUUCAUCACUCAGACAAGCAACCACAACCGAUCGCGUGCUUGGCACCUAUCAAUCGAUUCUGUUCAUUCUUCUGACUCGGCUCUCGUCAUUUUCACGGUUGUGCCGCGAGGAACAAAUGCCAGGAUGCCGCUCCACCUUCUAUGCUUCAUCCAAUUCAUCCACGUCUGCGCCAUGGCAGCUGCUGAUACCAUACGCCGUGGCCCUUUUCCUCCCCGAAAUUGUCAAAGCAUUCUAUCGCGGUACUGCUUCAUAUGCGGCCUCGGCAGGGUUCUGGAUUGGGUUCAGCUUCCGUAUCGGCUUACUGCUUGUGGCGGCUUACUGGACAAUCGAUGCGGCGGACAAUGGGGGAUGGCUCGCCGACCGGAUAUCAGCAACCGCCCUCAAGACCACCAAUCUCACAGUAGCGAGAUGCGCGCUCGCAAUUGCGCUCCCCGUGGGGAUUGGAACUUUUGUAUGGGCGAAGCCCUGCAUCAACAUUUCAGUCAGUGAGCCGAGGCCUGUAUUGGACAAUCCCGGGGCACCUCCUCGACCACAGUUAACCAUCUUUGGAUACGCCAAUGUCUACGGAAGUCGUUACUUGCUGAUGAUUCCAUUGCUGGUUUUGACGGUUGCGCUGCUUCUGCCGCCGAUGGGUCAAUUUUCGAUCGCAAUCUGCACGUGGCAAAUCAUGUGUCUCCUCGAAAUCCUCGAUACCAACGCGUUGACGGUGUCAUCCAGAUACAAGUCGAGCAUUGGACCGAUUGUGCUGGCCCUGCUUGGGUCAUACCAUUUCUUCAAGACGGGACAUCAAGCCACGUUGGCGUCGAUUCAAUGGAACUCGGCGUUUGUGCCAUUGCGUACCAUCCAAUAUCCCUGGUCGCCACUGCUGGUGGUGUUCAACACCUUCGGCGCACAGAUCAUCUGUGCCGCAGCAGUUCCCUUGACGGUUCUCUGGAAACGCCCGACUGGCAAGGCUGGACUACGAGGGUUGUGGAACGAUGUGUCGGGUGCGUGUCUGACACAUAUGCUCUACUAUGCAACGAUACAACUGGCAACGACCAUGUGGGCGGGACAUCUACGACGACAUUUGAUGCUGUACAGAGUGUUUAUGCCACGGUAUCUGAUGGCGUGCGCGGUGCUCCUCAUUGUAGACUUGGUGCUUGUUGUCGCUUCCCUCGCAGGUGUCCGGGCAGUUGGACUCAGUGUCGGCGAGGUCUUCGGAUACUAG